This is a messenger RNA of Nomia melanderi (Alkali bee), 2424 nucleotides long. Its product is annotated as ubiquitin-conjugating enzyme E2 J1. NCBI's taxonomy places the organism in Eukaryota, Metazoa, Arthropoda, Insecta, Hymenoptera, Halictidae. The record is from RefSeq and is a predicted model, not a curated record.
UGGAAACGCCGGCAUUUAUAUAAAAAAUAAGUGUGCGUUUUUCUGCUGGGUUUCUCGCGAUACGAACAGUCGCGAUUGAGACGCGGUAUAGACUAGUGGAUUUAGCGAUUUAGAUUGCAACUGUCCUUUUCAAUUGACGAUUCUCAGAAUGUGGAUGAAACUAUCCUAACUGUCCGAUUCAAGUUGCAAGGAAAGUUGAAAAGGCCGGAAUAGAGUUGUGCGCCCGCGCGUGCACGCGAUAAGCGUGGUCACUUUCACGUUAUUUUUUGCGCUAAUCGCGAGUCGCCGCUGCCGUUCAGCCACGUCAAAAUUGAGUAUUCGUCGCCGUUGGGUCCGGGCAACGUCUACAUAAUUCCGUUUUGGACGGAUCGGGGCGCAGUGGUGAGCAGAAAAAUGUGAAGAAUGCACAACAGCGACUGGCUACGUCGUUGCAUCGAAGCCAUCUGACAAGAAAGAUAGCAGUGCUAUUUUUAUUUCAGUUUUUAACCUGCGCCCGAGUCUAGCUCCUGAAAAUGUCAUUCGAAGGGAAAUACAACGCUAAAAGCCCCGCGGUGAAAAGGUUAAUGAGGGAAGCACAAGAACUCCAUGAGGCGACAGAAGAAUACUGUGCUUCACCUUUGGAGGAUAAUCUUUUCGAAUGGCAUUUCACAGUUCAAGGACCACCCUCUACAGAUUUUGAAGGUGGAGUGUAUCACGGCAGAAUCUUGUUGCCACCUGAAUAUCCAAUGAAACCACCAAAUAUUAUAUUAUUAACACCAAAUGGCCGUUUUGAAAUUAACAAGAAGAUCUGUCUCAGUAUUUCUGGACAUCACCCAGAAACAUGGCAGCCCUCUUGGAGUAUCAGAACAGCUCUGUUGGCUUUGAUUGCUUUUAUGCCAACACCAGGAAAUGGGACAAUCGGUUCUUUAGAUUAUAGUAAAGAAGAAAGACAGAAGCUAGCAAAAAAGUCACUAAACUGGCAAUGUGAGACUUGUGGAAAGGUGGUGAAUUUAUUGUCAAAAACUAAAGUGAAAAAGCCCAUCACCGAAGAAGAACAGACAAUGUUAGAUACAAUUGCAUUAAAGGCUGAUGAUUCACCCACAUCAGAUACAAGUUUCAUGACCACCACAGGUAGUACUUCAGAAAACGAACUAAGGCAACGCAACGUCGAAUCGACUUCUACCGAGAAUCAAGAACGGCAACAAUCGGAGGUCAUAGUAAAUCAACAAGUAGAAACUAUGUCAUCGUCUAAUGAUUUGUUUUGGAGCAUUCUGAUUGCUUCUCUAGUGUCAGCGAUAAUUCUACUUGUUCUGCGGCGACUAUUUCUUGUUUAAAUUAUUCUAAAUGUAACAAACGUUAUACUUGUAAGUAUGUUAACGAAACGAAGUAAAUUUUAUAUACAUUUUAUGGAUAGCAUUUUUAAACUUAGGAACAUGUGACAGAUUUAUACAUGCUAGAGAUAAUCUGGUUCCCAUAAAAACACCGUAUAUAUGGCAGAGAUAUGACUGCACCGAUAUAUCCAUCUUAGUACAUAUCUACUUGAUUGCUACAAAAGAACUUAAAAGAAACUAAAAAUCACGUUGGUUUUGCUAGACAUUAAGCUCCACAAAGCCUCUAAAUCUUAGUUACGACGAUACGUUCUUUCAUUGGCUGUAUUUACUAGUCUUCAAGAUUUCUUUUAGUAUUUGAAUAAAUGAUAAUGUAUUCCUGCAAUAUUGAUCCUUAGUAUGUAAACGAAAACAAUUUUGCAUUUAUACGUACAUAUACUUGAAUUGUGUUCUAACACUUUUAUAAUACUCUACAAAUCGUUACAUAAAAACAAUUAUGCUAUGUUUGUAAAAAAAUUUAGCAAAUAUAUUUAAAUUAAUCUAUUUUAUAAAAAAGCUGAAGAUUUUGCCAAAAUAUACUUUAAUCCUAUAUUGCUAUGAUUUCCGAUUAGAGUUACAUGUUUUUCUUUUGCUUUUAUUGUUUAUAUAAAUGUAGAUAAUUCGAAUGUUAAGCGAACUGUAUAUAACUUAUAAAAAUUUAAGAUAAGUUACACAAAUUAUUAUGUUGUACUUCGCAAAAAUGUGCACAUGAAAAGUAAAAAAAAUACAUGAGUUGAAAAAAUAUGUGUAUUUAUAGUGUGUACAAAUAUGAUACCGGUAACUCUAUUAUUUCAAUAUCAACGUUAUGGGACCAUAUGGAGCAGUAACUUACCUUGCUUGCAUUAUUUUAUCCUUUUUCUUCUUCUUUUUCGGUUAACACGUAGUUAAAUCUGAAAUGAUUUCUAUCUUUUGUCAUUCUUGAAUUGAUAACUCGUUCAUUAAAUUUAAUUCUGAAGUCUGUGUAUAGAUGUAAAAUAUUUUACGGAUUCGGAAAUCCUUUUUUCAACACAGAUAUAAAUGGUAAAUAAAGAUCACGACAUUUAUUAUCACGAUUGUACACAAAAAUUGUAGCUAAAUA